Messenger RNA from Pundamilia nyererei, 2465 nucleotides. RefSeq names its product WASP homolog associated with actin, golgi membranes and microtubules (gene whamm). Bases 301 to 2277 code for a protein of 658 amino acids. Gene Ontology annotation, biological process: endoplasmic reticulum to Golgi vesicle-mediated transport; Arp2/3 complex-mediated actin nucleation. Gene Ontology annotation, cellular component: endoplasmic reticulum-Golgi intermediate compartment membrane; cytoplasm. Gene Ontology annotation, molecular function: actin binding; Arp2/3 complex binding. The transcript has 10 exons. The record is from RefSeq and is a predicted model, not a curated record. Lineage: Eukaryota; Metazoa; Chordata; Actinopteri; Cichliformes; Cichlidae.
UUAUGGUGCAUUCAAGGUUCCUCGUAAACUUUAGUUUAAGACAUAUCAAACGCAUUGGAUUAGAAAUUUCUGUAAUGGGACCCGCCUGCUCUUAGUGACCCAGUCUAGGUUUUUCGUGGUUACCAUUCUUUGUCAAAACAGCGUAUUCUUUAAAAGGUAGAUAUCUGUGUUAGUAAAACCGUUAGCUCAUAUUGACCGAUAACUUCCGGGGCUGGUGAAGGCAACUGACGUCACACAAAUGGCGGACGUUGUAAACAGAGCCAGCAGCUUCUCGGCCAGGGUGAAAUAUCUCUUUUUAAGAUGAACAGCAUAGAGUGUGAGCGGCUAGACAGUCUGGAGGGGUGGGUGGCCGUUAAAAGCAACAUAUUUGAGGAAGAUGAGGCCUUUAAACUGGGCUUCAUCGUACAGUGGAACGUCAUCGAGUGUAAGUUCGCCGUCACCUGCCAUAACCGGACGUUACAGCGGCAGAAGCGCAAAUCCGAGCCUGCCGCCGACGACCCUCAGAUGAGCUGGGCAGGACUCUUCUCCGUCAGCGAUCUGAAGCACGUCCACCAGCAGUUCACCUGCGUGGCCGACGUCCUGGGAGGCUGCUUCCCGGAUUUGACGGAGUUUGAAGAGGGCAACAUUUGGGACUUGCUCUUCCUGAAUAGGAGAUCAGGUCCAGACAAUGACGAGGAGAGGGACUAUGACACCCCGUGUAGGAAACUCGAGAAGUAUUUCAGCACCGCUAUUGACCUCUGCGGACGGAAGAUCGUUCUCGACACCUUGUUCGCACAGGAUGACCGAGAUGUCGAGGAGUACUUUGAGAAUUUACAGGAGUUCAAAAAGAAAAGCUUGCAGGAGGAGAUGUCAAGGGCCAAGGGUCACCUGAGACAGCUGCUACAAAGUCACAGCGGUGCUGACAGGAUGGUCAUGCUGCUCAGCAUCUACGAGGAAGAAGACGAGGCCUACCAGGACCUGGCGACUGUCGCCACGACUUUCUUCCAGUACCUGCUUCAGCCUUUCAGGGACAUGAGAGAGCUGGCCUGCCUUUACAAGAUGGACAUCCUUAAGUCUUUGGAGUUUGAGGAACUGGGUCCUAAGAGAAUUGCAGCUCUGGAAAAGGAGGCGGAGGAGUGGAGAAAAAAAGCAGAGGAUGCAGUCGCCUCGAUUCAGGACAUCACUGUCACCUACUUUGCACAGACUUCAAAGGCUCUGGCUGGUAUGGUGAAACAGAUGGAAGAGGAUAAGUGUCGUUUUGGACCCGCUGCCUGGGCGUCAGCGGCUCCCAGGCUGGAAAAACUCCGUUUCCUAUUGGCCAAAGAAACCCUGCAGCACAUGAGAGCCACCGAGAUGUGCCUCAGCCGCAAGAAAGACAGCAUCAAGGAGAGGCUGGAGAACCUCUCUGUGAGAGCCCAAGGCCAGAGGGCCGAUUUAAGGUCUGCGUUUGAGGACGGCCAGAAGCAGGACACUGUGGACCAGCUGGAACUGCAGUUCUACGAAACCCAGCUAGAACUCUACGACGCCAAGUUUGAAAUCCUGAAAAAUGAAGAGCAGCUCCUGGUGGCUCAGAUAGACACCCUGAGACGACAGAUUAAAGAGCUGAAGGAGGAGGUGGUGUACUACGAUGUGUGCGAGGAUCCAGAGGAGUUGCAGAGCAUGGUCCACACAGGUAUUCAUCAAGCAGACCCUCCAGCUGUCAGUCAGCUCAAAAGACGCCUACAGACCCUGGAAACCAAGAGGGGCAACAUCUGUGCCCGCCGAGCUUACCUGCGUAACAAAAAGGAUCAGUGCACAGAUGCACAUGAGCAGAAGCACCUGGUGGAAAAACAGAGCUCCAUAGUCUUCAACCAGCAUCACCAGGUCCACCUCAAACGAGAGAAGAAGAAGGAGGAGGAGCAGAGGAGGAAAGAGUGGGUGGACAAGGAGCGGGAGAAAACUCUGAGCCGAUUACGAUCCUUCAGAGAGUGUUUCUCCUUUAACUUUGGUAUUUUUGUAGGAACCAUGGACGAAGUGUUGGCUUCGCUACAGCGUGGACAGAUUAAGCUUCGAAAGGUCCCCGCGGCCAGCACGCCGAGCCCCACUGGGGACGCAAGGAGCAGUCUGAUGUCUGCCAUCCGACAGGGAGUCACCCUGAAGAAGGUGGUUCCUGCACGAGCAGAAGUCCCGAGCGGCGGAGACAACGAGCUGGAGCGCAGCAUCAAGGCCGCCAUGAUGAGGAUGAAGAAGGUGGCGGCUGAUUCGGAUGAGGACGACAGAGGGGACGAAGAGGGACGCAGUGCAGACUGGGAUAGCUGAGAAUGCGUGCGCACUCACGCCGAUGAAGCUGCCGUCUUAUGUUAGCUCCUCUCAGUCUUCCUCACAGUUAUGAGCUUCAGCUCAUUGUUGCCAAUUUUCCAUCGGAAAACAAGAAGAAAAAAAAAAGCUGCUUGUUUGACAAGAACAGGAUUACGCCUCCUCAGACUUAAACGUUGCAGUUUGUUGAA